This is a messenger RNA of Cryptosporidium ubiquitum, 2391 nucleotides long. RefSeq names its product C-type lectin-like domain-containing protein. Bases 1 to 2391 code for a protein of 796 amino acids. The record is from RefSeq and is a predicted model, not a curated record. Lineage: Eukaryota; Apicomplexa; Conoidasida; Eucoccidiorida; Cryptosporidiidae. The transcript has 2 exons.
AUGAGGCUGAUUAAUGAAUUAGAGAGUUGUUUAAUAGUGUUAUUAAGUUUAAUAGUAAUUUCUGGGGGUUUUGGAAGAGAAGUUAGCAGUAUAAGAGAUGGUGACCAUGCAAACUGUCCCGAAGGGUGGAUUUCAAAUAAUGAGAGGACAAGAUGCUUCAAGUUAGUCAAUUUUGACAGACCCAGGACAUUUUCUCAUGGCUUUAAGGCAUGUAAUGAUUUGGGUGGGACUGAAGUUGUGACAAGAAGAAGAAAUGGAUCCAAAGAAAUGAAUGAAUACCCAGUAACAUUAGCUUCAGUAUAUAAGUUAUCAGAUGAAGAGGCAAUUAGAAGAACGUUAAUGGAGCAAGGGGAUGUUCAAAAGACUGCGAAUGGGUGUUUUGUUGGGCUCAGAAAAUAUGCAUUUUUCAGGUAUCCACCAGGGUGGUACUGGAUAGAUAGUGGGAGUCCUGUAUCUGCUCGCGAUUCUGAAAUCAAUUGGACAUCAAGUUAUAAUGCAAGUUGGUUAUUAAGAUUCAAAUUUCCCUUUGAGAAAUGCGGAUUUUUUGAUAUUGGAGGGCUUGGAAGAAGGCCGUGUUGGCUCAUUGAUUCUGAGCUUUCUUGUGCAAUAUGUGGUACAGUAGCUUAUGAUUCCGGCGGAUUAAACCCUAACAAAUAUUCUGAGCUUAUUAAGCAGACUGAUGAGAUAAUAAGUAGAGAACCAAAACUUGAUUUACCAGGAUACAAUAAUUUAAACUGCACAGAUGUUUGGGAGAAUGAUUUAUCUUUUGGCCUUUGCCAAAAUGUCUCAAAUAUCUUGGACUCAGCUUGGAGCUCAUACCGUAAUUCAUUAAACUCCCCCAGUAUCAAUUUUGAUUGGAAAGACGAACCGAAUUUCGAAGGGGACCUAGCUCGCCACAGUUCUUAUUUGGAUCUUCCAAAGUACAAACAGAAAAAAACAUUCUAUUGGGAUCAAGAUCCAGAUUUGGUUCCUGCUUUAUCUGAUGAAAUGAAGCUUAUUGGUUUAAGUGCACAACCAACAUAUCACCCUUUGGAUAGAAGUUCUUCUGUGGGGUUUGAGCCAGCUGAUUCUGAAUCUGAGGUUGGGAAUAAAGAGGGUGAUGAUUUCACAAAGGAAAUGAUCUACAAACAGAGUUCUGAUUCUAUUGAGGGUAUAUUGGUACCUGUCACGAAUUCCAUUUCGUCAGACUAUGCUUUAGUUGAAAGAAGUUCUGGGAGUGAGGAAGUUCACCCAAGUGGUGUUUCAGCCACUUUCCCUAUGGGGAUUAUCAUGCCAACCACCGCAACUUCCUACACUAAUACCUUCACCAAGAAUACCACUACCAACAUUCCUACUUCUACCGCUGCAACUACCAAUACCACCACCACUAAUACCUCUACCACUACUACUACUACUACUACCUCUACUACUACCACUACCACUACUACUACUACUACUACUACUACUACUACUACUACUACUAAUACUACUACUACUACUACUACCUCUACCACUACUACUACUACUACUACUAGUACUACUACUAGUACCGUUACUUCCACUAGUAGAGUUAUUACUACUACCCUUAAAUCCGGGUUCUACUCGACUAACAAGUUACUGUAUACCCCAAAGAUGGAGAAUGUAAGAACUAGUGCAUAUGUGAAGAGAAACUCAAAUGUAUCAACAAACAAUAGUACAGUUACGAAGGACUCCGGGAUGUUAUACAUGAAUUCUGACAAGGAGGGAGAAAAUUCAUUAUUGGGAUUUGGAGCAGGGGAGUAUGUAAGUUCUAAAAAGGAUGAAUUGGGAGAAGACCCAGACUUGAGUUAUUUGAGCGGAGCAGGUCGGGUAAAGUUAGAAAAGUCAGUAGAAAGUCGUGUUGAUGUGAUAGAACGAGCAGUAAAUAAAAAGUUAAUCGUUGGAGUAGUAAUUGGAAUUUUGUUGAUUUUGCUUUUAUUGGCGUUUUGUUGCGUCUUCUUUUUGAGAAGAAGGUCGGAUGAAUCCGAGUCUCCUCGACAUAUAGACAAUUCAAACAAAGAGUUAAAUGAAAACAAGACAAAAAGUUUACAACUUGCUUCAAUAAAGCCAAUUUUGGGGAGAAAAGGAUCUAAAAUUGUACAUAUGAACCAAAAAAGCAUCAGUUAUGACUCGAAUGUGGCUCCACCAGAGAAAAAAAGUAUAGUAUCUGUAGAGGAUACAGCAUUCUCUCCCGAGUACAUGAAUUCAGGAGAAUGCGUAGAUGGAGUUAAGACUGUACCAUAUUAUGUAGCUCAAUCACAAGCAAACACUCUUCAGCUACACUCUGGAAAAAAAAUCAAUUUUGGAUAUGAUACAAGAGCUCAGUCUCAAAAACAAGUUUCAAUAAAGAGCCCUAAAUACCAUGACUUUUUUUAUUCAGAACCAACUAGGUAG